AGAAAUCAGAAUCAGAGGGGGAAGAGAGAGAAUUAGGGAUGAUGGGCAGCUGGGGGAGCAGAGAAGAUGAUGGAGGAGAAGGGAAGGGUUGGUUGUGGAAGCUUCCAGUCCUCAAAUCGCAGCAACUAGGGAAGGUGGGCCCCGCCUUUGGCCUCGGCGUUGGCUGCGGCGUGGGCUUCGGCAUCGGCCUACUCGGCGGCGCAGGAUUUGGUCCUGGGAUUCCUGGCUUGCAAGUUGGCUUUGGCCUUGGUGCUGGAUGCGGGGUCGGCUUAGGAUUCGGCUACGGUGUUGGAAAGGGCAAUGCCUACGAUGACCAUCGCAGGUACUCUAAUAUUGGCAACCUUUUUCCUGGUGGAAAUGUCGGCAUUUCGUCUGCUUCUCGAAAUCUUCCUACUCAGGAUGAUAUUGGUGCACUUGUUGAGGAGCUUGUUGAUAAUACGAAGAAACUUGUCAGAGCUACUGCAAGAGAGAUGGACAAAUGGAGAAGAUGAGUUUUCUUUUCUGAGUUCUCAUUGUAGAUUUAAAAUGAUUAUGGUUUAUAAUAUACAUGCUAAGUUAUAACAUAUGCAUGUUUGGGAAAUGGGGAGUACUAAGACUUGUAGUGUGCAUCUCCAUCGUCAAGGUAUACCUAUGCUUAUGAUUCUGUUGAACGCCAUUGGAAGAAAGCACUUGUGAAUUGCAUUACUUGUGUCUAUGGGAUCCAUGGAGCUUUAUAGUUUGUACUUCUCUAGAAGUCUUGUUUCAUGAGUUGCCUUGUGUCUUUUAUGUACGAUAUAGAAUUUUUGAACUUAUGGUAAAGAAAGUUUUAAAUCUUUAUUAAUGGGCCUACAAAGAUUGGCAAUUGUCGCUACAGUACUAAUUUGUAUUCAGGUUUUAUGCUUCUGAUUA
Malus domestica (apple) is the source of this 888-nucleotide messenger RNA. RefSeq names its product glycine-rich protein 5. The record is from RefSeq and is a predicted model, not a curated record. Lineage: Eukaryota; Viridiplantae; Streptophyta; Magnoliopsida; Rosales; Rosaceae.